GCCUUAAGACAUAUCAUACUAGCUCUAAAAAGGGAAGUCAGGAUUGGAUUGCUCCUGAAUCAUAUUGUAAAGAUGAAGAUUCAGUUGAUAAAGCACGUUACACGUUACAAAAAAGAGUCAGAUGUAAUGAACGCAGGAAUGUUGGCUUAUUAUGUUGCAACAAAAGGGAAGCAUCCUUUUGGAACUGAAGACUGUAGACUACAAAACUUGUUAGAUGGAAAUCAUGUUGGCUUGUAUGAAAUAAAGGAUGCUGCUUUCCUAGACCUUUUGUUAUGGAUGCUACAACUAAAACCAGAAGACAGGCCAUCAGCCAACGAGGCGUUAAAACAUCCUUAUUUACAAUCCGAUAAGGAGAAGUUUGACAUGCUGUGUGAUGUUGGGAACCAACCAGAGAUAAAACCAUCGAAAGGUCAAAAUUCGCAUGUUCGUAAACAGUUGGAUUGUCAUUCAAAUUGGAUGGAGCUUAUCGAUGAUGAAGUAUUAGAAGAUUUCAAAACCUUUAAAACAAAUGGCAAAAAGAAAACUUUGACUUACAAGCCUACAUGGGCAAGUUGUUUAAGAUUUAUACGAAACGUUGGCCAGCAUUGGAAGGAUAAGCCUCGUCCACAUCUAUCGCCAUAUGUCAAAGAAGGAAACUAUAAAAAGUACUUUUUGCAACAUUUUCCCGAUCUUUCUCUUCGUGUGCAUAAAAUCAUAAGGUCAACUGACUGGAAAACAAGAACUGAUCUCGAGGAACAUUUUACCUAUACUGUGGAUCAUGUGAAAAUUGAAGAAGUUAGUGUAAAGAAAAGCAAAGACGUCAUGGACAAUGUAUAUCUUGACGAAUUGCAGCUGCGUGAAUGGAAAUACAAUGAUAAAUCGACAAAACAUAAGGAAUUGUUUUUAAAAUUAAUCGAGUAUGGGAAAGACCCUAAUGUUGAGGUUAAACAUGUGGACGAUGUACGUGUAAUUUUCUCAGAAGAGUUUUUACUUGGCAAAGGAAGUGAUGGAACCCGUGUUUAUCUUGGACUGGGAAAGGAUGGUUACGGUAAAGCAGUGAAACGAAUUCUUCGUGAUACUUAUUUGGCAGAGCAUGAAGAAAAAAUUUUUAAUGAAAUCAGUGCUAAGAAGUCAGAUUAUGUGCUAAAUUAUUAUUGCUCGAGACAAGAUACAGGAACAGAAUAUGUCCAUUUGAUUCUCGAUCUAUGUGAAGAAUCGUUGGAGCGUUUUGUGCUAUCCGAAUCAAAUAGUUUAGAUUAUCUUCAAAAAUCCCUUCCCAACAUUUUCAAGCAAAUAUUGAACGGCUUAGUUGAUCUUCACAGCGAUCCACGUCCCAUUCUUCAUCGAGAUUUGAAACCUUCCAAUGUUCUCCGAGACACACAAGGCAAAUUUUUGAUAGCCGAUUUUGGUAUUAGUCGAAUUAUGAAGAAUGGCUCUCAGACAAAUGUAAGCGAUGCUAAUAGGGGAACUCCGCAUUGGAUUGCCCCUGAAUCUUAUAUUGUUGAUGAAAAUCUAAUUGAUAAAGCACGUUACAAAACAAAGUCUGAUGUAAUGAAUGCAGGAAUGGUGGCUUACUUUGUUGCAACAAAAGGAAAACAUCCUUUUGGUACUAAAGAGUGCAUACUUCAAAAUUUGUUGAAAGGAAAACCUGUUGGCUUGAAGGAAAUCAGUAAUGUCGAACUAAAUGAUCUUCUUUCAUGGAUGCUACAACAUAAACCCGAACUCAGGCCAUCUGCAAAGGAGGCGUUAAAACACCCUUAUCUACUAUCUGAUGAAGAAAAGUUUGAGUUGCUGUGUAAAGUUAGGAAUCAACCGGAGAUAAAGAUACCGAUACAUUUAGAUCAUCCUCUCAGCUAUGAUGUCCAUGAGCAGUUAAAUGGGUUAAAAAAUUGGAAGGAUCAUAUUGAUCUUGAAGUCUUCAGUAAUUUCAAUGUGGGACACUACGAUGCUACAUGGUUAGGUUGCUUGAAUUUUAUACAAAAUGUUUACCAGCAAUGGAAGGAUGAGCAUCGUACAAAACUGUCACCAUAUAUCAAGAAAGGCAACUAUAAAGAGUAUUUUGUACGGGUUUUACCAGAGCUUCCUCUUCUGGUGCACAGAAUCAUGAGGUUAAAUGAAUGGGUCCUAAGACCUGAUAUGGAAAAACGUGUUCCUACUUCUUACGAAAAGAUAUCUUUGCCAUCUCCCAUGAGUGACAACGACUAUGACGACAUUGACAAAACUCCUUCUUCAGCAAUACUUGAUGCAGAAGAUAAUUUGGAUGAACACAUUAAAAUCUUCAAAAGUAAAUUUCUUGACAAACGCAGUAACAUUAAAGCUGACGUGUGUGAUGUACUUGAAAGCUUCACGUGGCUACGUGGAGAGUAUGGAACAGCUGGCCCAAACGAGAAGAUGCCAUUUCCUCACUUAUAUGUCAUGGUUGAUGAUAGUCAAGAAAAAUCGAAUGAAAUUAUAAAGCAAGAGAUUGAUGGAAAAUUUGGAUGGGAAGCUUCGAAAUAUAUUGAUUUGCCACGCAAAGCUCCUAAAAAAGCAAAUUUUCGAUUGCUGUCUGAUUUUCGCGCUGCAAGAAAGGAUCAAAAUGACGUAGGAUCUCGUGGUACAUUGACAAUCAUUUGUCGAAAGGAAGAACGGUAUUUUGCUUUAACUUGCGCACAUGUUGGUGUUGAUAGUGACUUUGCUGACUGCCAAGGCGUGUUCAAUCGCGAAGACUGGUUGAAAAUUCGCGAUGCUGUGAAUUCUAAUUUCAUGAAAUAUAACAUGGUUUACUUUUACAAACCUUCUCACAAGGACAGUGAGGUGCAACUUGGCCAUGACCGCAACGACGCGGUUUGCGGUUCGAUGAAGAAACAGACAUCAUGUGUAUUUCUGUUGGUAAAACAGUUUUCAACAGGUGCCUUGGAAAAUACAUGAAAAGUUUUCAAUUAAGUUUAGAAAAUGCAGAUGACGAACUUUUUCGACGAGUUGUUCAGAAAAAUGAAUGCGUCGACGCACGCAUUACUGUGAACAACAAAUCCAAGCAUAGCAAGAUCACAGGGUACAAUUAUUGUUAUUGGUCCCAAUAUUUAAAAAGAUCUAUAUUUAGAAAUGCAGUCAAGGU
Xenia sp. Carnegie-2017 is the source of this 3076-nucleotide messenger RNA. RefSeq lists its product as uncharacterized. The record is from RefSeq and is a predicted model, not a curated record. Gene Ontology annotation, cellular component: IRE1-TRAF2-ASK1 complex. Gene Ontology annotation, biological process: mRNA processing; intrinsic apoptotic signaling pathway in response to endoplasmic reticulum stress; protein phosphorylation. Lineage: Eukaryota; Metazoa; Cnidaria; Anthozoa; Malacalcyonacea; Xeniidae. Gene Ontology annotation, molecular function: protein serine/threonine kinase activity; ATP binding; RNA endonuclease activity. The transcript has 8 exons. Bases 73 to 2889 code for a protein of 938 amino acids.